Marchantia polymorpha subsp. ruderalis is the source of this 2083-nucleotide messenger RNA. NCBI's taxonomy places the organism in Eukaryota, Viridiplantae, Streptophyta, Marchantiopsida, Marchantiales, Marchantiaceae. The record is from the annotation of a GenBank genome assembly.
CAAGAGUGAGUUGGGAGCGCGAGACAGACCGCUAUCGGGAGUCUUUUCUCCGACGAUCUGAGAGGCAGACAGACAGAUGCCCAGCGUGGACGAGAAAGGGGCAACUGAGAUUCGUCAGAUUUCGAUUUGACAUCGUUCGAUUCCUCUCGUUUCUCGUUUCUCUUCUUCUGCUCUGCUCCGCUCGGCCCUUUCGUUUCUCUUCACAAAGCAUGGAGCUGCAAUGUGUUCGUAGAAAACAUGCAGCAGCAGUGGCAGUGGUGCACGAACUUCUCGUCUGCGUUUGUCUGCCAGCUGCGCUUUUGUGCAAGUGAGGGCGUGCGUGCGUGCGCUCGACGGAGCAGAUCCAUGCAAAUCCUGAAUGCUCCUUUUGGUUCGGAUCCUCGUUCGGAGUGUUCAUUCUCGACCUUGUUCUUUUGUAAUGCGGUAGAGGAGGGACGAAUUCGUAUAAUUUGCUCAACGACGGAUUUACCAGUUCGGCUUUGUAGUAUAUGAUCUGCUCAAAUUACGUUGGAAUUGGUGAGAGAUUGCCAAUCAAAAUCAACACUUUGUGGUAGCAAUGACGAAUGUUGGAGACGAGGAACUUGAUGACGAGGAAGAUCCUGAAGAGGAGGAAGAAGAAGACGCUUCGAACGAAGAAGAGGAAAUCUGCUUGAAGUAUCAGCGGAUGGGCGGGAGUGUGCCAAGGCUACUCUCUGCUGAUGCUGCGUCUUGCCUCACUGUAGUUGAACGCAUUAUUGCACUGGGUACUCACGAUGGAAAUGUGUAUCUACUCGAUUAUCUAGGAAAUGAGGUGAAACGGUUUGCAGCACAUGCAGCCACCGUGAAUGAAUCGAGUUUCGAUGCAGACGUAGAGUUCAUUGGAAGCUGCUCAGAUGAUGGGUCUGUGGUAAUCAACAGCUUGUACACCGAUGAGAAGGAGAAAUUUGAAUAUCACAGGCCAAUGAAAGCAGUUGCUUUGGAUCCAGAUUACUCGAGAAAGGCAUCCAAACGAUUCGCGGCUGGGGGGUUGGCGGGGCAACUCAUGUUCUACACCAAGGGCUGGUUUGGCUCGCGUGAUCAGGUGUUGCAUUCGGGAGAAGGUCCUGUUCAUGCAGUCAAGUGGAGAACAAGUCUCAUAGCUUGGGCAAAUGAUGUUGGCGUGAAGGUGUAUGAUACUGUAUCUCAUCAACGCAUAACCUUCAUCGAACGUCCGAAAGACAGCCCUCGAGCUGAAUUAUUGCGUCCUCACUUGGUUUGGCAGGAUGAUGCUCUGCUGGUUCUCGGCUGGGCCAAUUGCGUUAAAAUUGCUUGCGUUCGGACGAGAGAUGGAAAGAACGGUGCUGCAUCUGGGGAUAUAUUGGGGAUUGGAUUGAAAGGCAGUGCUGGAAGCGGGUCCAAGUACGUUGAAAUCAAGGCCGUUAUCCAGACUGAGUAUUACAUAUCAGGUCUUGCCCCGUUUGGCAAUGCUCUUGUUGUCUUGGCUUACAUUCCUGAAGUUGCAGCUCCUGCUGCUCAAGUUGAAACUGCUGAUGCCAUUUUCACUUCUGCUGCCUUGCCUACUACAAAGCAGGGGCAUGCUCAACGACCAGAAGUGCGGAUCGUAACUUGGACAAACGAUGAACUGGCAAUCGAUGCUCUAUCUAUUCACGGCCACGAACACAACAAAGCCAAGGACUACGUCCUGGCGCAUGCUCCUCUUUCGGGUAGCAGCAAUGCCGGAGGACAGUGGGCAGCUGGAGACGACCCUUUAUACUACAUCGUUGCACCAAAAGAUAUUGUUAUCGCCAGUCCGAGGGAUGCAGAUAAAUAUGUGUCUUGGCUUCGUAGGAAUUGUUGGCAAGAGGGUCCUGUAGCAGCUGUCGAGGAUGGCAAAGCUCGUACUGAGCUCAUGGUGGAGGUGUGUUUGAGUUUUUUGCUUGCAACAUUUUGGAGUUUUCUCUUAUCAUUAUUUUCUAAGUUACUUAGCUUAUUUAGGAAAAAAGAUAAGCCUAUGUAAAUGACAUCUUUUUAGUUUGUACAUAGAUUUUAAAAGAAUUGUACAUAAACUUUUUUAAGUUUCAAUUUUUUUAAAUUUUGAUGUAUAUUCAAGUAAUAAUAUAUUAUC